AUGUCCAUUUCCAGAUCCUCCGAUAACACCAGCACUGUGAUCAUGGCCGGAAGUGCGGACGCCGCUGUAAGUGUAGCAUCCGCCCAGAAACGGCUGUAAAUAGCCUCAUGGGUCCCUGUUUACUGCCGCCCUUGUUUUGCCAGUAAUGAGCGGGAGUAAAGAACCUCUGAGCAACGUGAUUUAUGAGAUUAGGGGGCGAUUAUUGCGUAACAAUGAGAUUAUCCCGUAAUCAAAAAUUACGGAAAGAUAAAUUAUAUAAUAGAAGGUCUGGGACGAUAUUGGCCAUCGUUUUAUUCGAAUACCAGUUGUUUUCGGCUUCAUUUGGCCCUUAAUUUGGGGUUCUGAGCGGCAUGCCCUGAGGGAUAACAGUCAGUUGAUGAGGAGUUUGUAAUUUCAGAAGAACUUUCUCGAAUCUGCCUUCAACAAGACCAAGGAGGUAGUGUCGACGGCUGGUAAGUUACACUUGGGGUGAUUCACGAGCUUCUUCAGGUGAAAGUGCCAAGGGAUUCGCGAAUGUGGCCAUAGAGAAUGUCCAGAAGAUCAUCCCCGGCCAGCAGCCAGCCGCUCAACCCGAAGCCGCCGCCGAAGCCGCGCCCGCUCCCGAAGCCGCGGCUAGCCAAUGA
This is a messenger RNA of Bursaphelenchus xylophilus (pine wood nematode), 623 nucleotides long. NCBI's taxonomy places the organism in Eukaryota, Metazoa, Nematoda, Chromadorea, Rhabditida, Aphelenchoididae. The record is from the annotation of a GenBank genome assembly.